AUGACUGAAAAUCGUCCAGGUUUGUCAAUAUUAGGUGAAGAUGAAGAACGAUCAGGUAUGGAUAUAAAUACUGGAAUAAUUACUCGUGAUGAUCAACAAGAAGAAUUAGAACCAUUAGAUGAACUUGAAGAUAUUGCACCAAGUGUAAAAACUGAUGCAAAUAAAUUUCGUAUGUUAUGUGAUAAUGUUCAAAAUAGUUAUUCUGAGAUUGAUAAUUCAAUGUUUGAAUUACUUGAAUUAAAAGAUAAUUUACUUCUACAGUUUUUACCACCAAAUGUUUCAACACGAAUAACAAUUGUUAUAUCACGAUUAUAUCGUGCUUAUUCAUUAUCUCAAGUACCUAUUAAUGAACUUGUUCGUCUUGUUCAAUUAUAUAGUCAACCAUUUGAUAUGAAAAGUAUAGCACUAAAAAAACUCUAUGAUAAUAAUGAAAUGAAAAAACGAAUGCUUAAUAUUGCUUUACAAAGAUUAACAUCAAUGGAAAAUAAUACUAAGCAUCAUCAACAUUUAAGAUGUAUUAAUAAUUGGGAGAAAAUGUAUAUUCGUCUUGCAUUACCACGAUCAAAUGUACGCAAAUGGAAAUUUCGAUUAAAAACAUUUCGAGAAACAGCUCAGCUUGGUUAUGAACAUGUUAUUGAAUGGUUACAUGCUACUGUACCUCGUCCAUCAUCGGGUGCAGAAGAUGUAUCUAAAGAUGAACCUCUUGAUGAUGAAGAUGAAAUUGGUGAUGUUGAUCAAGUUGAAGCAUUAGGUGAUAUUGUUAGUGUACCAGAAAUCGAUGAACAACAGCGAAUAGAACAAGGUUCAGAUUUUGGUGAUGAAAUUGGAAGUGAUAAUGAAGGAAGUUUCUUGAGUAGUGCUGGAAAACACAGAGCCAAACAAUUAGUUGGAUCAGCUGAAUUUAAAGAAGUUAAACAAACACAACAACAAAUAGUUGUGCCAAAAGUUGAUGUUGAUAUACAAGUACGACCUAGUGUAGAUGAUCAACAAACAUCAACUGGAGAUAUUCUAUCAACAAAAUCACUUAUCAUACGUAUAUAUCGACCUGUCGGACUUUUGAAAACAAAAUUUCAAUGUAUCAUUCAUGCUCACCAACAAAAAUAUACAACAACUGUAUUCAUAUUUGAUAAACCAAAUACUUCAAAAGAUGAUAAUACAAAAAAUAAAGGACGAUUAUCAACUAAUCGAGUAACAAAACCUGUUGAUCCAAAAACUAAAAAACGUAGUGGAGAUUCAACAACGCCUGAUGAUGUUGAUAUAAAUACUAUUGAUAAACAACAAUUUGAUGAAUUACUUAUUCCAAUGCCAAGUGUUCUUAAACGUCGAUCAUUAUUUGAAACUGAAAUUGAUCCUGAUGCUAUACAAAUAGAUCUUCUUGGCGAUGAAAAACUCUGUGGAUCAUUAAUACUUUCACCUGAAGAUUUACGAAUGCUUGAUCUACCCAAUUUGCAUAGUCCAACAUCUGCACCUUUGAUAACUAUUGAUGAUAGUGUACCAAAUGUAUCAAAACCCGUAUUAAAAAAUGAUCAACUUGAUUUUGACCAACAAUCAAACGAAGUUUAUAAAUCAUGGAUUUCUCGUACACCACAAACAUUUACAGCUUAUAAUGACAAACGUGAACCUAUUGCUAAAUUACCUUUACAUAUGUUUUGGUAUAAUAAAGUUCAAAUAACUCAUGCAACAAAAUGCACAAUGACUGCUCCUAUGGAAGUUCGUGUACCAACACCUAAAACAGUGUAUGUUCCUCAAAUGUUAACUCCAGUUGAAACACAUGAAAAAGCUGUAUCACCCGUUGUAACAACACCAACAUCAGUUAUUGAGCAAAGUACAGAACCAGCUCCUAGUCGUUUAACAAUGGUUGAUGAUCAUGUAGAAAGUAUUAAAGCAACUUAUGAAGAUAAAAUAAAUAAACUUCAUGACAGUUAUCAAGCAGAAAUUCGUCGAUUAACUAAACUUCUUAAUGAAAUAUCAUCUCGGCGUUCAAGUCAAAUGGCUGACUUAUCAGAAUUGGAUGAAAAUAUUCGUGAAAUUGUUGAAGAAGAACCAUCCAAUAUAAAUACACGACGACAAGUCAGACAACAACCAAAACGUGAAAUGGCUAUCGAAAAUCAACCAGUACCAACUUAUGGUAAAGGUCUUCCAAAAAAAUUUCUCGAUCGUUAUCAUAUGUUUUUGGAACGUAGUAUGGCACAUCGUAAUCAAUUAAUAUCUAAAGUUGAACAAGAAACAGCACGUACAACAGAACGUCAAAUGGAAAUUCAACAUCGAUUACAUAGGCCAGAACAAAAUGAAGAACGUUAUGAUGAUUUAUGUUUACCUGCGGUUUUUAUGCCUUUUCGUUCGGGAAAUGUUUUUAACCCAAGAGCUUAUCGAUUCUUUCAUCAUGUUGGUUCUUCUGAUCCUCGUCUAACUCAAACACCAUCAAUAUUUAAACUUCCACCACUUCCAUCAGGCUCUGUAUCUGUAUUAAACCUUUUUGAAUUAAGUCGAUGCUAUGAAGCUGCUAAUGGAAAAGAUCCUACUGUUGAUAAAACAACAAGUCAGUCAUCUCAACCAGCUCAACCACCAGCACCUCCAGCAACACAAACAUCGAAUUGA
Messenger RNA from Rotaria sordida, 2598 nucleotides. The record is from the annotation of a GenBank genome assembly. NCBI's taxonomy places the organism in Eukaryota, Metazoa, Rotifera, Eurotatoria, Philodinida, Philodinidae.